UCUAACGUAUCGAACAAUUUUAGCAUUUGUGAUUUGACGCGAGUUUGGAAGUCAUCCACUGACAAAGUUAACCUGAUUGGACGACGUUGUUUCUAAAUACAUUGUACAUAAGGUUGUGACACUGGUGAAUCUUAUUGUCUUUAAUAUAUCGUGCAGACUCCCAUGGCUACCCAAAAAAGUCGAAAACAUGUGGUGGUCUUCACAAGUGGUGGGACAGAUCGGUGUAUUCUUUGCCUACUGGCAUUGGUAUUGAUGUGUCACGACACAGACCAAUAUACCUUGGGAACAAUGACCUCAUGGACAAUAGGACAAACCAUUAUCGGGAAUAGCAUCCGGACAAUUCAGGUCCGAACCAAGCACGAGUGUGCAUUGCAUUGUGUAGUGGAUAUCUCCUGUCAAGCUGUGGCCGUAUACUGCAAGUCUUCUCAGCAGACCGGAUCUUUUGAUUGUGAACUCAACUACGCGAGUUACAUUAUAGCGAACAACUCGGACAUGUGUUAUUCCUUAGUGCAAUCCAGGGACGAGUUCGUCAAUGGUGUAAACGUUCAAGAUCUUUCGACAACAACGGUGCCGCUAGCCGUGACAACAGCAGCAGCCCCGACAACUGUGAUAGCUUCAGUCUCGUCACCCACUGCAACGUCCCAGGUAAGAGGAGGGAUCGGAAACCUUAUCAAUAUGUGUUCCUCUUCGUCAGCGAUAGAUAUAGCCCUGAUCAUGGACGACGGGGUCUACAUAUAUGACGACUUACCAUCCCUCGAGACGGGCGCAUGCGCGGGGCCGCUUGCACUAUCGACAGUUUUCUCUGGAUACAGCGGCGCAAAGUCACUGCCAGCAAUAUCGAAUAUUAUAUGUCUGAUGGUCCAUCAGAAUAAUGAAAUCGACAUGUUUGACAGUAAGUAUUUAAAACGACAUCUAUUGAAAUCAUUCUGGACAGCAAUACAAAUAUUCUCAUACCAAAACUAUAGUUAACG
Molecule: messenger RNA, 971 nt
Organism: Pecten maximus
Lineage: Eukaryota; Metazoa; Mollusca; Bivalvia; Pectinida; Pectinidae
Exons: 4
Coding region: 163-969 (268 amino acids)
Source: RefSeq, a predicted model, not a curated record